AAGGUCAUUGGUGAUCCAACGCGCAUGAUGAGCUGUUUGGAAUCAAAAGCAGUUCUGUAUCACGUGAACGCAUCACGUAGAUAAACAUUUCUCGUAUAUACUGAACCGUUUCAUACAACGAUCACACAGAUGCACACAAACAUGUUAAUGCGAUAUUUUUUUUUCCUCAUAUCUACAAGCACUUGUACUUUUGGAUUCAAAAGUUUCCAAAACAAGAUACCGAACGGAGAUGCCGUGCCCCACCCCUGUAAAUCAAAUUUUUUGUGGCAUGGAGUAGGUCACCUGAAUGAACUUGGUGGCGGAUCCAGAAACAGGUUUGGGAAGGACUUUGCUGCUGCGGGUUUGAAAUGGACCAAGGAUUUUUGUAACAAAGAUUCAGACGAGGACGGAAGGACAAACGGAGAGGAACUGGGUGAUCCAAAUUGUACGUGGACAGAGGGCUCUUCUCCUGAAACGGAUCGUGGAAUUUCACAUCCAGGAGUCUGUGAGCCAUACGAUAGUGACCUGUGCCGCCCCAAAAAUUCUUGGAUAAAUUGUGAACUGGAAAGUUUCAAGUGCGAUGCCAUAAAAAGUCCGGAUGUGAAAAAUAUGACCAUCAGAUUUCCCAAAACAUCGGUUCCCAAUACAGAGACGAACUAUUUUUGCAUGACCUUUGAUCUUCCGAUCGCAACUGAUGGUGAUUAUCAUAUCAUAGCAACGACACCUGUCAUUGACAACGAGAACGUGAUGCAUCAUACACUCCUGUAUGGAUGUGAUUCAGAAAAGCAAGAAAUGAUCAGUCAGCCAAAAUCGUGUCAGAUGGGUCUGUCCAGUUGCAACAAACUGUUUGGGGCGUGGACGGUAGGAUCUGCAGGACAAUGUACCAACAAAGAUGCCGGAUUUCGGAUAGGAAUCAAAGGAUUCAGAAGAGUGAUGAUGCAGAUGCAUUGGAACAAUCCGGAAAAGCGAGCUGACCACACCGACAGUUCGGGCAUGACUCUAUAUUAUACCCCAAAUCUUCGCCCUAAUGAUGCAGCCAUAUACAUGGUGGGACAGAUUUAUCUUGAGAUACCCCCGGGGAGCAAAAGGUAUGCAACAUCCUCAGUUUGUGACGCAGAGGACACACGAGAGCUGCUCAAAGCGCCGAUCAAAGUCACUCGUGCAUUAAAUCACAUGCACUAUCUAGGACGUGAGCAAUAUGUGGAAGUCCUACGGGAUGGAGUAAAGAUCGCCUCCCUUACCAACGAAUCCACCUACAGCUACGACAGGCCUAGAUUUUUCCCGUUACCCAAUGCCAUACAGAUUCAACCUGGCGAUGAAAUAAAAACCACGUGUAUAUUUAAAUCCAUUAAUAAAAAGAAGACAACCUUUAUGGGCCGUGGAACAAGUGAAGAAAUGUGCUUUGGGUUCUUGGAAGUCUAUCCCAAUGAUAAUCUCCGUUCCCGAUCAUGUGUCAACUGGCGUAGCAUCUCUAUGACAAAGCUCUAUAGUAGAAAAGAACCGUACCCAUAUGAAUGCAAAACUUACGACUUCCUCAACUUCACCCAUCCAGAAACGGCUCCAUUAUUUCAAAAACUAAAGGAAAAUUGUAAACCAUUAUCUUGGUGUUUGAAGGAAUGCAAAGAAGUCGUCAAAGAAGUUCGGAAGCAUCCUUGUAUGGAAGGUGACAUGGGGAAAUUUACGAGGGCCGUUGCAAUUAACAGAUUCGACGGUGACAUCCCCUUGUUCAUGUCUCUGAUUCAGUCUUGUGAUCUCGAGUUGUUGGAAGAGAAAUUGCAGAAUCAGAUGGUCAAAGAUGAUGGGAGAAGUGGCAGCAGUAUUUUUCACUUGAGAUUUUAUGAAGUGGUUUCAUUAUUUCUGUUUGUUUCAUUUAUACUUUUAUGCUAGUUGCAUCAUCAGAUAUAUUGCUCUCUAGCAUUAUGUUUAACAUGAAUGUUAGCGAACGUAGGAUUAGCUAAUAGUAUACCAUUGAAUUAUACAUGUCCAAGGAGCAGGGGUCGAAAUUAACUUUUUCUACCACAGGCUAAUUUUAGCCUGUGGGUAAAAAAUCCACAGGCUAAAAUGAAAACCUACAAGCUAAAAUAAAAAUAAUGAAGCAGUG
Molecule: messenger RNA, 2080 nt
Organism: Ostrea edulis (European flat oyster)
Lineage: Eukaryota; Metazoa; Mollusca; Bivalvia; Ostreida; Ostreidae
Product: DBH-like monooxygenase protein 1 homolog
Exons: 9
Coding region: 130-1866 (578 amino acids)
Molecular function (GO): copper ion binding; dopamine beta-monooxygenase activity
Source: RefSeq, a predicted model, not a curated record